UACUUACACGUUUAUAUUUGAUUGUCUCCACUUUUUAUGUUUGUAUCUUCACUUUAUCUUCGAACAUUCACUAUUAGAAGCGAACAUAUUCAGGAUGAACGGUUCAGUCGUCUUCGGGUGUAUCUUGGUUGUCUUAGUAGCAGUGUCGGCGAAAGAUUGUGAUGUUGGAACUGAUUGUGGUGACGUUGCGGGAUUAUGUUGCGUGAGCAGACAGCGACCCCGGGGUAAACGCUCGGCGGACGAAACAUCUACUGGGACUUGUCAGCCAAUGGGCGUUGAGGGAGCAGACUGUUUGGUGAGGAACAAUGACGAGGACUACAAAUCUACGGCUGUUUAUGUCAACUGUCCAUGUGCUGAAGGGAUGACAUGUAAAGGCAUUGGUGUAUUUGACAUGCCACUUGGUGAGCAAGGAAAAUGUAGGAAGACAUAAGCGGGAUGGAGAUACUAACUUUUUGAAGGACUUCAAAAGAUUCGAGUAAAGGGACUUGUAUAAUGCUCUUCAUGACUUAAUGCCUGGAAUUUAUAAUAUUGAAAUGCACAUACAAGUCAGAUUUAUGAUAUACAUGUA
Owenia fusiformis is the source of this 568-nucleotide messenger RNA. The record is from the annotation of a GenBank genome assembly. Lineage: Eukaryota; Metazoa; Annelida; Polychaeta; Sabellida; Oweniidae.